This is a messenger RNA of Otolemur garnettii (small-eared galago), 4300 nucleotides long. RefSeq names its product xylosyltransferase 1 (gene XYLT1). NCBI's taxonomy places the organism in Eukaryota, Metazoa, Chordata, Mammalia, Primates, Galagidae. The record is from RefSeq and is a predicted model, not a curated record. Gene Ontology annotation, biological process: chondroitin sulfate proteoglycan biosynthetic process; heparan sulfate proteoglycan biosynthetic process. The annotation marks the transcript as partial. The transcript has 12 exons. Gene Ontology annotation, molecular function: protein xylosyltransferase activity. Gene Ontology annotation, cellular component: membrane.
CCGGCCAGCCGGGGGGCACUGCCUGCCGGGGCGCUGGAUCCACACCCCCCGAGUCCACUGAUCACCCUGGAGGCCCAGGAUGGCUACUUCUCACACCGGCCGAAAGAGAAAGUGCGAACAGACAGCAACAAUGAAAACUCAGUCCCCAAAGAUUUUGAGAAUGUGGACAAUAGCAACUUUGCACCCAGGACUCAAAAGCAGAAGCACCAGCCUGAGUUGGCCAAGAAGCCGCCAAGUAGACAGAAGGAGCUUUUGAAAAGGAAGCUGGAACUACAGGAGAAAGGGAAAGGCCCCAAUGAGGCUCUGCCUCCCGGAGAGAGAGCUGCAGCCAACAGCAGCCGUGGGAAGGAUGCCCCCAGGCAGCCCCAUGCCAGGAAAAGUGGGGGCAGCUCCCCUGAGACCAAGUAUGACCAGCCCCCCAAGUGUGACAUCUCUGGCAAGGAGGCCAUCUCUGCCCUGUCCCGUGCUAAGUCCAAGCACUGCCGCCAGGAGAUCGGGGAGACCUAUUGCCGACACAAGCUUGGACUGCUGAUGCCUGAGAAGGUGACUCGGUUCUGCCCCCUGGAGGGCAAAGCCAACAAGAACGUCCAGUGGGACGAGGACUCUGUGGAGUACAUGCCGGCCAACCCGGUCAGAAUUGCCUUCGUGCUGGUGGUCCACGGCCGUGCCUCUCGGCAGCUGCAGCGCAUGUUCAAGGCCAUCUACCACAAAGACCACUUCUACUACAUCCAUGUGGACAAGCGCUCUAAUUACCUGCAUCGGCAAGUGCUCCAGUUCGCCAGGCAGUAUGGCAAUGUCCGUGUUACACCCUGGAGGAUGGCUACCAUCUGGGGGGGAGCCAGCCUCCUGUCCACCUACCUGCAGAGCAUGAGAGACCUCCUAGAGAUGACCGACUGGCCCUGGGACUUCUUCAUCAACCUCAGUGCAGCCGACUACCCCAUCAGGACAAAUGACCAGCUGGUGGCAUUUCUCUCCCGAUACCGAGAUAUGAAUUUCUUGAAGUCACACGGCCGGGACAAUGCAAGGUUCAUCCGGAAGCAGGGCCUGGAUCGGCUCUUCCUGGAGUGUGACGCUCACAUGUGGCGCCUGGGGGACCGGCGCAUCCCCGAGGGCAUCGCCGUAGACGGGGGCUCAGACUGGUUCCUGCUGAACCGGAAGUUUGUAGAGUAUGUGACAUUCUCCACAGACGAUCUGGUGACCAAGAUGAAGCAAUUCUACACCUAUACCCUGCUUCCUGCUGAAUCCUUCUUCCACACGGUCCUGGAGAACAGCCCCCACUGUGACACCAUGGUGGACAACAACCUGCGCAUCACCAACUGGAACCGCAAGCUGGGCUGCAAGUGUCAGUACAAGCACAUCGUGGACUGGUGCGGCUGCUCCCCCAACGACUUCAAGCCGCAGGACUUCCACCGCUUCCAGCAGACAGCCCGGCCCACCUUCUUUGCCCGCAAGUUCGAAGCCGUGGUGAAUCAGGAAAUCAUUGGGCAGCUGGACUAUUACCUGUACGGGAACUACCCCGCAGGCACCCCAGGCCUCCGCUCCUACUGGGAGAACGUCUAUGAUGAGCCUGAUGGCACCCACAGCCUGAGUGACGUGACGCUCACCUUGUAUCACUCCUUUGCCCGCCUGGGCCUUCGCCGGGCAGAGGCAUCGCUGCACACGGAUGGGGAGAACAGCUGCCGGUACUACUCCAUGGGCCACCCAGCGUCUGUGCACCUCUACUUCCUUGCCGACCGCUUCCAGGGCUUCCUCGUCAAGCAUCACGCCACCAAUCUGGCUGUGAGCAAGCUGGAGACUCUGGAGACAUGGGUGAUGCCAAAAAAAGUCUUCAAGAUUGCAAGCCCACCCAGCGACUUCGGGAGGCUUCAGUUUUCCGAGGUCGGCACUGACUGGGAUGCCAAGGAACGACUGUUUCGCAACUUUGGGGGUCUCCUGGGGCCCAUGGAUGAGCCGGUGGGUAUGCAGAAAUGGGGGAAGGGGCCCAACGUGACUGUGACCGUCAUUUGGGUGGAUCCCGUCAACAUCAUCGCAGCCACCUAUGACAUCCUGAUUGAGUCCACUGCUGAAUUCACACACUACAAGCCCCCUUUGAACUUGCCUCUGAGGCCCGGGGUCUGGACAGUGAAAAUUCUCCACCACUGGGUGCCGGUUGCAGAGACCAAAUUUCUUGUUGCACCUCUGACCUUCUCCAACAGGCAGCCCAUCAAGCCAGAGGAGGCAUCAAAGCUGCACAACGGACCCCCUCGCAGCGCCUACAUGGAGCAGAGCUUCCAAAGCCUAAACCCCGUCCUCAGCCUGCCCAUCAGCCCCGCCCAGGUGGAGCAGGCCCGGAGGAACGCGGCCUCCACCGGCGCAGCACUGGAGGGCUGGCUGGACUCGCUGGUGGGCGGGAUGUGGACCGCCAUGGACAUCUGUACCACGGGCCCUACCGCCUGCCCAGUCAUGCAGACCUGCAGCCAGACAGCUUGGAGCUCCUUCAGCCCUGACCCCAAGUCAGAGCUGGGGGCAGUCAAACCUGAUGGCCGGCUUAGGUAGCAUUGGGCAUGAGUGGGCCACAGCAGGAUCUCAAUGGGAAAGCAGCCAAAGGGGCUGUGGGGCCUGAACCCUGGCCUCCCACCCCAGGGAGUGCCUUUUGUGCAAGGGGCUCUCCUGGCCAUACAACAAGGGGAAAGGUAGGUUAGCAGGCCAAACCAGGGGCAGCCAACAACCUGUAUUUGGCGAGCUGGGGGUGGGAUGGCUCAGUCCCAGCGCUGUGGUUACCUCCCCUCUUCCGUUCGAUCCUCAAAUCCUACAGGUUCCUUGUCAUCCCCUCCGAUGACCCAACACGCCCCCUCCACAACCCUGACAAGUGAUUUUCAAGCUUUUAUUUUGAGCAGCAGAACUUUGUUUACUGAGCACAGUAUUAGGCAGAAGUUCAAGGUGCAGAUGAAGUCCAAGCUGCUCUGGUUGAAGCUAAGGAACAUGAAGUUGGGAGGUUCCUUCUCAAAGCUCAGCCCAGUGGGCAGUCCCUUUGCCACGGCCAUCUCCUAAGGUACCUCUUCAGAACCCAAGGGCUCUGCCAAACCCAGUUAGACAAGCACUGCCCAGGCCGACCAUGGGUUUGCCCUCCAGCCCUACCCUUUGGAUCAUCUUUCUCUUCCCCUUGGCUGAGAGACCCUACACCAGUCCUGAAAGUCACGGUCAUGGCCCUUUCAAGGGAUGUAGCAGGAUUGGGAGGAAAGCUAGGUACUGCCUGGCAGCCCUCCUCAGGUUGAGCUAUUCUCCUUAGUAACCAGAUGAGCAAAAAAGCCUUUUGAUGUGAUGCAGUCAAGUGUGACUUGCCAGUUAUCGGGGGCCCAGGGCUCCCCCAGCAAGGCUGCCACAUGAAAUAGCAGAAACAAGGUGAUGCUGUGAGUAUGAGCCUCCAGUUUCCAUGAGCCAGAGACGAGGGGCAUGACCUCUUUGGUCCUUGAAAAUGGGAUCUCUGGGGACCAUGGCUAGGAAAUUAUAGCCAAACACCUGAGCUAGACAGCACAGCAAUGCCCGGCACCUGCCAGAGCCCUUCUGUUCUGAGGUCAGGCCCACAAAACCUUCUGACUCGCACCCUCAGUGCUGUUGGGAGUGACCAAACUGCGUGGACCAGACUUUUCACAUCCAGGAAAAAAGCAUUUCAGAUUUGGGUUUUUAAUUUCAUGCCCUUCCUUUGUCCACAGUGCGAACAGGCCCUUGUGGACGUGCAACAUAAAAGUGGAAAAGUUAUCUAAAAAAUUUAAAAUAGUGUUAUUCAAAUGCUCAAGUUACUUGAAACCUGAGGGGUUUCCUUGCCAUGGCCCCGGAGGCCCCCCUUCCUCCCAUAAUCCCAUCUCCCCGAAUGAAAGGGUUCCCUUGGACCGGUCAUGCCCUGGUUGCCAACAGUCCUGCCCAUGGAGAGCCCGUCCUCCUGCUUCUCUCCAGGGUGGGCUUGAAGGUACCUGUCAGUGUGUCACCCCAUCCCUGCCCUGCAAGGCGGGGUGUCCUGUUGGCAAUGGAGGACAUGGAGAAGGAACAUGUUAGAUAUUUAUUAUUUAUAUGUUUUAGUCGAUGACUAAUAAGUAGGUGCUGUUUUUGCAGCUUGUCAAUUAUGUUAUCUUACUAACUAAAGCUGCCUUUAUUCAUAAAAGGCCCCCAGCCCCCACCUUUGCCAUGCACUCCCCUUCUCUCCUACCUCCUGGUAUGUGUCUCUAUAUGAUUUCUCUCCUCCUGUGUCUGCCCUCCAUGCUCCUCGUCCUCAGAGUACUGCAGGGGUGUUGGACACCAUGGAAAGAAAGCUCCAACCCACAUC